Messenger RNA from Antrostomus carolinensis (chuck-will's-widow), 751 nucleotides. RefSeq names its product olfactory receptor 14J1. The transcript has a single exon. Lineage: Eukaryota; Metazoa; Chordata; Aves; Caprimulgiformes; Caprimulgidae. Gene Ontology annotation, molecular function: olfactory receptor activity. Gene Ontology annotation, biological process: G protein-coupled receptor signaling pathway. Gene Ontology annotation, cellular component: membrane. The record is from RefSeq and is a predicted model, not a curated record. The annotation marks the transcript as partial.
CAGAGCUUGUGUCCACAUGGCAGCAGCUGCCUGGAGCUCUGGGUUUCUCAAUGCUCUGCUGCACACGGCCAAUACAUUGUCACUACCUCUCUGCAAGGACAAUGCUGUGGACCAGUUUUUCUGUGAAGUCCCCCAGAUCCUCAAGCUGUCGUGCUCAGAUGCCUACCUCAGGGAAGUUGGGCUUCUUGGUUUUACCCUUAGUUUAAUAUUUGGGUGUUUUAUUUUCAUUGUGCUGUCCUAUGUGCAGAUCUUCAGGGCUGUGCUGAGGAUCCCCUCUGAGCAGGGACGGCACAAAGCCUUUUCCACAUGCCUCCCUCACCUGGCUGUGGUCUCCCUGUAUCUCAGCACUGGCAUGUUUGCCUACCUGAAGCCUUUUUCUAUCUCAUCCCCAUCUCUGGAUUUGUUGAUGGCAGUUCUGUACUCAGUGUUGCCGCCAGCAGUGAACCCCCUCGUCUACAGCAUGAGGAACCAGGACCUUAAGGAUUGCCUAAGGAUAAAGUGUAAAGAAGUGCUACUUCCAGUGUAUAACACGGGUCCUCAAACUACGGCCCACAGGCCGGCUAAGGCCCCCCCAGGGGCGGAUAAGGCCCCCCCAGGGUCCUCAAUCCGUCCUGCCGGUAUUUACAGAACUCGCCGCCCCCCCCAGCCACAGAUGACUUCCUGCCACUUAAUCCAGCACCUGCUGGGACUGGGCUGGAACCAACAGCUCGUCCUCGACAUGCCCCCCUGCGACAGGCGAGAGGCCAAAUGA